UUUACUUUUUUAAUUGAUUUUUCCGAUGGAGAAAUUCUAAGCAUUGAUCGCUGUGGAUGGUGAUCAAUCGCAACGUUUUCAAACGGAAAAAAUUUCUACUCUAAUGUGAUAACAUAGGAUAAAUUCAUCUUAUGUGCAAUUGGAUCAAUGGAAUAUGAUAUAGUAGUAUCACGAUAAAGCUACGUAAGCAGUGUAAAAGAUCCUUUCAAGCGCUGAGCGCCACAGUGAACAUAAAGAAUGAUUUCAUUUGCAUUUCAGUGCUCGUUUAAUUCGGACAUAUCUUAUAUCACGAAGUAUCGUUAGCUAAAAUGGGAUCUGCAGUGUGGAGGCUGAUCGCGAUCACCAUCGUGAUAAUCUCAAUGAAAGCAACGGCAGCCCUCGAAGGACCGAACGUAUGCACACGGCAGGAAUCGUAUACGAUUACGAUGAGCGUGCCCAAGGAGGUACCGUAUGUCGAGACGUACGACGAAUGGUGUUUCAGCCUCCCACCCAGCUGCACCAAAUACACGGUAAAAUACAGAACAAUCUACGAGAAACAGGAAGAGUUGAAACAGAGAUUAAUAACGGAAUGCUGCAAGGGUUACAGGAAGACUACUUAUGACGAUCGUUGUAUUCCAGUCUGUAACGAGAAUUGCCGUCACGGUACUUGUACCGCUCCCAAUUUCUGCAAAUGCGAGUCAGGAUAUGGCGGCCCGUCAUGCGACUUCAGUUGUCCGUCGGGUAAAUGGGGUACAGACUGCAAGAUGGACUGCAAGUGCCGAACGUGUGAUCCAUUUGAUGGCAAAUGUAUAUGUACCAGCGGGUGGAUCGGCGAGUACUGCGACCAAAAGUGUCCUCCUGAUCGCUACGGACUCAACUGCGCCGAGGAGUGUCAUUGCAAAAACGGUGGAAGCUGCCAUCACGUCUCUGGCGAGUGCCACUGCACUUCCGGUUACACCGGACCGUUAUGUGAACAUUCAUGCCCGAUGGGCAAGUAUGGCGUGGAAUGCAAGUCGGAGUGCCGUUGUCAGAACGGUGGAUCCUGCAACCCUAUGACUGGCGCAUGCUACUGCACACCUGGCUGGGCGGGUUCGGUCUGCGCGAAUAAAUGCCCCGAGAAUUUCUGGGGCAAGAAUUGCUCUCAGAUCUGCGACUGUUAUAACGGAGCCGAUUGCCAUCAUAUCACAGCCGAGUGUCAGUGCAAACCGGGCUUCUACGGCGAUAAAUGUCUGAAGAUUUGUCCUGAGGGUACGUUUGGACUGAACUGCACCAAAAAUUGUACCUGUGAUAAUGGUGCCAUGUGCGAUCCUAUUAACGGCACUUGUGAAUGCAGUCCAGGUUGGACGGGUGAAACAUGUAGCCAACGAGUUUGCGAGGACGAUUUGUAUGGUCUCAAUUGUACAAAGGUUUGUAAAUGCGAGAACGGAACCACGGAGCUAUGUCAUCCCUGGACCGGGCAAUGUUCCUGCAAAGUGGGAUGGGAUGGCAAAACCUGCGAGAGAUCAUGUCCCUUCAAUACAUUUGGCAAGAAUUGUCAGAAUCGCUGCGACUGCAAGAAUAACGCAUGGUGUUUACCCUUCAACGGCACUUGCAUCUGCGAGCCCGGAUAUCGCGGUAAGGAUUGCAGCGAAAUGUGUCCCGCGGACACCUUUGGGGAGGAUUGCGCGCAGAAAUGCGCCUGUAAGAACGGAGCCAGUUGCUCACCUGAGAACGGACGUUGCAACUGCACGGCUGGAUGGGAAGGUAUAUUAUGUGACCGUUCUUGCAACGGCAAGUCCUAUGGCAAGAACUGCGAGAACAAAUGCGAGUGUUUUAACCAUGCAGUCUGCAACCCACAAAAUGGCAAUUGCACGUGUACGCCUGGCUUCACUGGCCCUUUAUGUCAGGAGCGUUGUAAGAAGGGCUUCUAUGGAAAAGAAUGCAGUCAGACUUGCGACUGUGUCGAGGAGAACACUGUGGACUGCGAUUCUACUACUGGGAAUUGCAUCUGCAAGCCAGAAUGGCGAGGAAUACAAUGCGAAACAAAGUGUCCGAAUGGUUUUUACGGGAAGAACUGUCACUUACACUGCGAAUGCAAAAACAACGGUUCGUGUAAUCCCACGACCGGAAGUUGCAGCUGCGCCAGGGGUUGGGAAGGCUCCGUUUGCUCGCAACCUUGCAGAGAAGGAUGGUACGGGCUGGGAUGCAAAGAAAAGUGCUCGGAGAAAAUAAACGCACCGCCGUUUCAUCUUCCCUUGGAAAACAAGACUUGCAAUCACAUUACCGGCGAGCACGUCUGCCAUCCGGGAUACCUGGGUAUCACCUGUGAGCAUCCGUGUCCACCUGAUCGUUACGGACUGAACUGCACGUAUCAUUGUCAUUGUAAAAACGGCGGGGAAUGUGAUCACGUAACAGGUGCAUGCCGAUGUCUACCUGGCUGGCAAGACGAGUAUUGCCAAACACCUUGCGCGGAGGGCACGUACGGCGUCAAUUGCACACAGCAAUGCAAAUGUCAAAACGGUGGCAAAUGUAGAUCUCAUGAUGGCCAUUGUCGAUGCGCACCGGGAUGGAUCGGGACUAAAUGUACCGAGAUUUGUCCCGAGGGAUAUUACGGUGACAAUUGUUUGGAGUCGUGCAAAUGUAUAAAUGAUUUCUUUAAGUGCCAUCCAGCUGAGGGUUGUAUUUGCAGAUAUGGAUAUACAGGUGAAAAUUGUGACCGACAAUUAUCCUCCCAAAAAAAGGAAGAAGAAGAGUUACACGUUAUGGCAAGAAACUUAUGUAUAAUUGCAUCUAUAAGUACAGCUAUAUUAGUUAUUUAUAUGUUGUCGCUGCGUUGGAGGUACUAUUGUCGUAAAAUGGCUGAUUGUCAGAUCCGCAGGUCCUCAAGUUCUCAGUAUUCUCAGAGAGAGUUACCUCAGGUGCAAUACAUUCCUGAGAAUAUAUCAGGUUCUUCAAAGUUUGAUGGUAGCACUACUACUACUACUUUGCACAAAAACAGCGAGAAAGAUAAAUUCAGUCAAAAGAGUUGUACUAAUGACGAUGGCAAAGGAAAGUACAGAUCACAAUACAACCUAAAGAAUAAAGAUACUAAAGUGGGAAAUCCAAACAUGAAUGUGUAUUAUAACAUUAACAUGAACAAUAAAGUCGAGCAUCACGAAAGUCAUCACAUUUACGAUGAGAUCAAGUAGUCGCGGUCAGUAAGCUGAAACACAAAACUAUACUGUCGGACAGCCAAUGACUUUCUGCCUAAAUAGCACGACAAUCCGAAUAUAAAUUUGAAGUUAAUAAAUAGUAAAACAAUAUACAAAUUAAGUUCCGGAAUUAGGUAAAAUCCUAAUCUAAAAAAUCCAAAGAAUGUUCAUUGUUUUCAUUGCCUAGGUUUGUCCAGGUUUGAAAUAAAAAUGGGCUUUAUAUUUAA
Solenopsis invicta (red fire ant) is the source of this 3376-nucleotide messenger RNA. Its product is annotated as protein draper. Lineage: Eukaryota; Metazoa; Arthropoda; Insecta; Hymenoptera; Formicidae. The transcript has 18 exons. Bases 309 to 3146 code for a protein of 945 amino acids. The record is from RefSeq and is a predicted model, not a curated record. Gene Ontology annotation, molecular function: protein binding; scavenger receptor activity.